CACACUCUCUCUGCUUCUACCGCUCCUGCAGCCAUGGAUGUUUCCUACUGCUCCGAUCUGCAGCUCCACGACGAUUCCUUCCUCUUCGACUCCCUGAUGGACAAACAAUACAACACGUUGGCCUUCGAUGCAGCUUCAGAUCCUGGGUAUUUCAGUGCCAGCAGCAGCUCCUUGUCUCCCACCUCCUCUGUGGACUCGUUCUGCUUCUCCCCCAACGCUUUCCAGACGAACGAACCCAACCCUUUGGACUGUUUCGUCUUCAAAAGCCCGGCAGUUCCUCAGCAAAAGAGCCAAGACGCCCAAACUCUUCCUACCUCCACGACAAAGAAAUCCAGAUCCAGAUACCCGGGGAAGAAGCGCCAGACAGCGAGCGACAGGGAGAAGCACAGGAUGAGGGAUCUGACCAAGUCUCUGAACCACCUGAGGACGUAUUUACCUGAAUCUGUGGCUCCAGAAGGACAGACCCUCACCAAAAUCGACACUCUGCGCCUCACCAUCCGAUACAUCUCGUACCUGUCGGCGCAGCUGGGCCUCAGCGAGGAGGUUUUGGAGCAGAAAGCAUCAGAAUCUGUUCAAGAACCCCAAAAUCUGCAGCAGUUCCUGGGUCAGCCGACAGAGAGUUACACCCAGCAGGAAGCAGACUUUCCCUCCAUGAGCACGACCCCAAUGCAGCCCUCCUAUCAGGUUUCAAACGGAGCUUCUCUCUUCUCCAGCGAACAGUUCUGGCAUCUUCAAAACGCAGCGUUCCCCGGACACUGCUGA
Molecule: messenger RNA, 762 nt
Organism: Trematomus bernacchii (emerald rockcod)
Lineage: Eukaryota; Metazoa; Chordata; Actinopteri; Perciformes; Nototheniidae
Product: neurogenin-1-like
Exons: 2
Coding region: 34-762 (242 amino acids)
Biological process (GO): mesoderm formation; somite rostral/caudal axis specification; heart morphogenesis
Cellular component (GO): nucleus
Molecular function (GO): RNA polymerase II cis-regulatory region sequence-specific DNA binding; protein dimerization activity; DNA-binding transcription factor activity, RNA polymerase II-specific
Source: RefSeq, a predicted model, not a curated record